AUAUAUUUAUAGUUUUGGCACCACAUCGAUUUUUUUCAUACAACCCUUGAAUUUGCCAUCAAGUGGUCUAAUUGGCCCUGACUCAUUUCUACAUUUCUACAAUAAGCUCAAAAACUCAUUUUAUUAUUCGUUGCAGUUCAUCGAGGUCUCAAAAACUAAAUGGCUCACAAUUCAACACUGCAGCGCAAAACGAAGCUAACCCGCUUGGAGAAUCCUUUGGUGGCCCCAACGUAUCAACAGCAGGGAAACGGCUGUGGACUGGCCAAGGAGAAAGUUCCGAAAAUGAAUGCCAAACGGUUCACCAGACCAUCCAAGACCCAGGCGGCAGAGCCAGCACCCAAGGAUACCAUUCACGAUAAUGCGAAAAUAUGCAACCACUUUGAUCUAUGCCGGGCUUCCAAGAAUCCGAUCAGAGCUGCUGGAGGAGGAAAUACUCAAGUGGUUUCAAAAUACCAGAGCGCGGUUAGUGUGAGCAACCAACCUGUUCGAUCAACAGUCCCCAGAGCCACUCAUCCAAAACUGGCUCCCAAGGAGGUCAGGGAAGCAAGGGAACUCAUCUUCAAGGAUCUUAAAGAGGCGCGAGCUGCCAAGGAACCAAAGGAUUUUAGGCAUGUUAAAGAGACCAAAGACCAGCAGGAUCCCAAGGAACCCAAGGAGCCCAAGGUGCCCAAGGAACCCAAGGAUCUGAAGGCAAGUGGAGCCCGCCAGAACAUCAAUCGCACCAAGAACUACUUCGACAAGUACCUGAAGUUCGCCUUUGAUCUGAGCACUCCCGAUGGUAUCCAGAAACUGGAGGACCACUUUUUUCCGAACCAGGACCCCACUGCCCCUGGCGUCUCAAACUCUAACAGGGAAAAGUAAAUAUUUUCGGAUUUUCCGAAUGCAAAAACUAUUGUGAUCUUGAAGGAUUCAUGCCCAAAUUUGAAGUACUUUUAUUAGUUAACAUUAAAUUGCAGCGGUUGAAUUAUUUGAAAUUCUUGUGAUAACCAAAUGAUACAUUGUUAAAUAAAUAACUCGGUCGAUUUCUCUUUAUACUUU
Drosophila melanogaster (fruit fly) is the source of this 1038-nucleotide messenger RNA. RefSeq lists its product as uncharacterized. The coding region runs from base 160 to 861 and encodes 233 amino acids. The record is from RefSeq and is marked reviewed. NCBI's taxonomy places the organism in Eukaryota, Metazoa, Arthropoda, Insecta, Diptera, Drosophilidae. The transcript has a single exon.